This is a messenger RNA of Galdieria sulphuraria, 2739 nucleotides long. Its product is annotated as archaeal ATPase. The transcript has 2 exons. Bases 143 to 2548 code for a protein of 801 amino acids. NCBI's taxonomy places the organism in Eukaryota, Rhodophyta, Bangiophyceae, Galdieriales, Galdieriaceae. The record is from RefSeq and is a predicted model, not a curated record.
UCUCUAUUGUCAUUGUGAGUCUAGAAGUGUCAAAGAGAUGAGUUUUACCAAUAACCAAAUAAAGCAAUCGCUCGAACAAUAAAACAUACAGUCCUUCCAACUCCUUUGAAAGUGAAUUGAUUUCGGAUUGGCGGCGUGUAAAAUGAGUUUGAGUGAACCGUUGAUAGAUAGAAAAGAAGAUGUUUAUUCUAUUCUUCGAACUUAUUUCCACCAGUUUUCUUCAGUUGACGGAGAAUUGAACAAUGUACGUCCUGCAGCUUGCUUUUCCCCUCAGGUCUUUGGAGCUGGCAAGAGUUUUGUUGGAGAAAAUUUUUUAGAGUUUUUAAAAAAAUUCGCCGACGAAGAAGAAGAGCAGACGAAGACGGAGGUUUUCAACAAGAGCUCAUCGGGAAAAGUUGAUUUGAAGAUUUUUUCUUGGAAACACUUUGCGGAAAAAACUUUAUCAGUUAGCUUACAACUAGGAGAGAGCUUUUCUGAUGCUCCUUUUCCAAGUUUUCGAAAGGCUUUGAUGUAUAACAUAGCUAUGGCUACAGCCCAGUGUAACGGUAUGACUGCCCGAGAAAUUGUAGAAUUCACGGACGCGGCGAUGAAGCAACCUAGUGUUCUUUUUUUCCAGUAUCUUCUCGAACAAUUUCAGAAACAAUAUUUAUUUUUGAUGAUAGACGAACUUAGCCAGUUGAGUUACCUCACCAAAUACUAUAGUGAACUCACCAAGAAACAGUUCAUCGAGUCUGACCCAAAAUAUGUACCUUUUCGGAACUUCUUCCGCAUUUUACGUGAUUUGUUGAUUACAGGGAAGGUAAUUGUCUAUUUGGCAGGUCGAACUGCUGAAAUCUCAGCCCCCUUGUCUGAUACUCGCUCCAGUAGUGUCACCCUCCAUAUGUUGCGGUUGAAUCCCUUUAACCUCCAUGAUAUUAACAAAUAUAUUGAGCUGGCAACUUAUGAUGGAAAGUCCUUGAAGGACNAAAAUACUUUAUUAGCCCUAGUAGAGAAAGUUGCAAACUUAUCUCAACCUGUUAUCAACGAUGAAAAUAUGGAACCCUUAUUAGAUAGAAUCUUUCACUUGGUACUACUAGAGUCGGUGACGUUUAUUGUUCCAGAGAUACUAGAUUCCGCAACCCUUCUUCGAUAUCAAUUUGUCCUUUUGAAUUAUCAGCUCGGAACAAUUUUUCCAAUUGACUUUGUAAUUACUCUAUGUGGAACGAGAACUUAUUUGAUGGACUUGCUUGCAACUUUUGGGUUUUAUUCUGAAAGUUGUGGAAUUGACGGGAUUGAUAUGGGCAUUGAAUUCAAGAUUGGUUGUUGUGAAUUUAUAUUGAGAGCUCAUAGCAACUACAACUUUUUCCGUGAGGCUACUGAACUCUUUCCUUUAUCUCCGUUUAGUUAUAUUCCCGACACUUCAACAGCAAAGGGAGUCUUCUUUGAAAUUGUAUUUAUGAAGAUCUUUCGUUUUCGCUUAUUAACUUUUCUUCAUUCUAAUUCCUGGCCUAUUGUACAUUCUGCUAUUCCAGGAAUUUUCCAGGGUUCUUUUAUUGAACAGGACAAUGUUUCUUAUUCUAUGGAAUCUACAAAAUCUUAUGAUAUACCCAUCUUGAGAAAUGUCUCUGAUUCAUUUUCUGACUAUUAUAGAGAACAUUUACAACGUUGUGGUAUUUUUGUUCCAAAAGAUGGCAAUUCUAGUGGCCCUGAUGCAUAUGUUGUAUUCCAUAAUGGACAAACACGUUAUGUUGUUGGAUUUUCAUUUACAUUUUAUCACAAAACUGAAUUUUCGAAAGCAAAUAUUAAGGAAGAAGCCAAAAAAUUUUUUAAGGGAGUUGUUUCCGUUUUGAAUGACGAAUCUUUUUCAUCUGUUCAACUUUGUUUUCAGUUUGUGGUGGUAGUUUGUACUAGAUAUGAUCGAUCUGUAGGUUUCUCUGUUGAAGAACAAAAUAUUGUUGAAGAUGCAAGUUAUUUGGUAACUGAACAUUCUACUACUAGGUCAACUUUGAAUGAAAGAAGUCGAUCAUGCAUGCAAUUGAUAAUUGUUUCCCAAAGGAACCUUGAACGAUUUUUGGGAAUAGAUAAUGUCGAUAUUUUGAGGAAAAUUGAGAAAGCAAACCGAGAAGAGUUCAGUAAAGACUUUUCAGUAUGGUGCAAAACUCUCUUUGAGUCGAUGUCCAAUGAAUAUGUUUCAUAUUUGGAAGCUGAGCAAUCAAAUGUUACUUCAAGAGUGGCUCAAAAUAUAAGACAGAGAACAAAUGAGGAGAAUCGUAUGCAAAUGGAAGGUUUUCAAAGUUCUAUACAACUGAAAAAAGAUAAAACAAGAAGAGAACAAGUAUCGAGUGGUAUAAAUACACAUUUUGACUGGAAAGAGUUUCUUUGCAAGUCUGCGUUAUUACCGGAAGAAGUUGCCACUCGUUAUGCUUUGACAUUCCCUCGUAUAUUUGGAGAUAAUCAUCAAGUGAUUCGAAGAAAGUCACUAGAGUUGAUGGGUAUACCAGAGCAAUACAUUCAAAAAAUUCUAAGAGCUGCAGUAUUACUGAAAGAAAACACAGAAAUGAAAGAAUAAUCAGCUGCUUUCAAAUUUGUGUUAUUGAGGGACAUUCUUUUUAGAAAAUAGAGUGAAAAGUGGAAGAGGGAGGAGAGAAGAAGUUCUUUGUGCUUUCAUUCUAAUUGAAGCUUACAACAACAAAGCGUAUCUCUGUUCGUAAGCUUUUAUAUUUUCCAUGAAAACGGACGAAUAAAACUAUGUUUUUUGUG